Colletotrichum destructivum is the source of this 813-nucleotide messenger RNA. RefSeq names its product Putative short-chain dehydrogenase/reductase SDR, NAD(P)-binding domain superfamily. Gene Ontology annotation, molecular function: oxidoreductase activity. The transcript has a single exon. Lineage: Eukaryota; Fungi; Ascomycota; Sordariomycetes; Glomerellales; Glomerellaceae. Bases 1 to 813 code for a protein of 270 amino acids. The record is from RefSeq and is a predicted model, not a curated record.
AUGUCGCCAAAAUACAUUACCAAGCUCGAAGACAAGCUUGUCGUCGUAAUUGGCGGAACAUCCGGCAUUGGGUUCGCCGUUGCGGAAGCCAGCGUCGAGUUCGGCGCGCGCGUUGUAGUCGCGAGCCGAAGUCAGGAAAGGGUCGACGACGCGGUCAAGAAACUCGCAGCAUCCUACCCAGACGCUAGACAUCGAAUCCGGGGCCACGUCAUAAACCUGUACGGCGACAACUCAGAGGCGAGCAUCACGGAGCUCUUCGAAUCCAUCACCAAUGGCGGGAGAGACCAGGUCGACCAUGUCGUUGAGACGGCGGGUGAGAGCAUCCACUCGCUCACCCUGCCAGAAGUGACGCCGCAACGCAUCGCAGAAGCAACCAGCUCACGAGUCACUGGAUCCGUUAUGCUCGCCAAAGUGGUUGGCAACUAUCUCAAGAAGGCGCAUACCUCUUCGCUCACCUUUACCGGCGGAGCGUCUGCAGACAAACCACCGCGGGGAAUGAGUGUGCUGGCCAUAAUUGGCGGGGCCAAGAACUCGCUGACGAGGGGGCUUGCCGUCGACCUGAGCCCCGUGAGGGUGAACCUUGUCUCUCCAGGGGCGGUCCAGACUGCCGUACUUGAUUCAUUGUUUGAGAACAUGAAAUUCGGAAAUGGCAGUGCUGAUUUCGAGGCCGCGAAGGUGAUGCUGAAGAACGCUUCAGUAUCGGGCAGGAUUGGAGACCCAGAGGACGUGGCCGAGGCCUAUCUGUCGUUGAUGAGGAACCACUUCGUUACGGGAACGGUCCUCGAUGUGAAUGGCGGGAUGUUUCUCAAGUAA